GAACACUCAAUUGAGGAAGCCUCACCUUAUAGACUAUAAUCUCACACAAUGCCAUCUUCCAAACUGGUAAAAUUCCAUGCUGGUAAAGUUCAGUAUGAUGACGAAACAAAUAGAUGUACUCCCUUACCUCACAAGGGCGUAAUUCUGAUCAAACCUAGUGUUGAUGAACCUGACUUUUUAGAUUUCACUUGGUCAGCCAAGUCUGAUCUGACUCAGUCUUCUGUGGGAACUAUAGAAAAAGAUGAAUUUUUGUUGAUACCUGGGGAUGUCACUAUUAAGAAGAUACAGUCAUGUAAUACUGGUCGUGUUAUCGCAUUGACAUUUUUAAGUUCUGGUGCUAAAUAUUUAUACUGGUUACAAGAUGUUGGUGAUAUAGAUCAAUUGGAUAAAUGGACCGACAAGGAUGACAAAAUAAUCCGGGAUAUUUCCGAAUUGAUAUAUGUGAACGAUGAAGACGAAGAAGAAGAAGAUGAGGAAGCCGAAACUCCAAAUGAGGAAGUGGAAGUAAAAGAUGAAGGUUCCGAGCAACAACCGGUUGCAACAGCUGCAACUGCAGCCACUAGUGCAAAGCCAGACUUGAAAUUACCAAUUAGUUCAAUUUCUUCAGUAUUGGAUCUUGAAACGAUUGAUAAACAUCUUGCAGGAUUGAAUACCGAGCAAUUGAAAGAAUUGUAUGGACAAUUUCUUCCUCAAUCAGUUGCUGAAAACCCAACCAAAGAGCAAAUAUUGGAUGUUAUCAGAAGUGGAUUUUUUCAACAAUCAGAACAAAAGUUGAGUCAAUAUUUAACUCAGGGGAAUGGAGCUGGCUAUUUACUUGCUCAGAGUUUAAAAUUUGAUUACCAUGGUGAAGGGAUUGACGGGUUCUUGACGGGUAUUAGAGAGUUGGCAAAAAAGGAGAAGUCUGAUGAAAAGGCUGAAGGAGAAGACACAGAAAUGAAGGACUAGAUAGGUAUAUAGUUAAUACAGACAAAAAGAUAUCAACAUUGC
Messenger RNA from Spathaspora passalidarum NRRL Y-27907, 987 nucleotides. Its product is annotated as proteasome regulatory particle lid subunit. Bases 49 to 945 code for a protein of 298 amino acids. The transcript is spliced from 2 exons. NCBI's taxonomy places the organism in Eukaryota, Fungi, Ascomycota, Pichiomycetes, Serinales, Debaryomycetaceae. Gene Ontology annotation, biological process: ubiquitin-dependent protein catabolic process. The record is from RefSeq and is a predicted model, not a curated record. Gene Ontology annotation, molecular function: endopeptidase activator activity; ubiquitin binding; proteasome binding. Gene Ontology annotation, cellular component: proteasome regulatory particle, lid subcomplex; nucleus; cytoplasm.